AUGUUGAGCGAGGACAUCGAAAUCACCCAGGACGAACAGUACGGUGAAGACGGUUUGCCGAUAUGUGAUGCGUUUGUGAUAGGUGUUGCUGGUGGUUCUGCCAGUGGAAAGACACACGUCGCACAGCAAAUCGACAGCUUCUAUAAGUGGCACAAUGAGGAGGAAGUGGCUUUGGCCCACGCGAACCGUAUGGAUUUUGACCAUCCAGAUGCAAUUGAUAUGCCGAUGUUUGCUGCUUGCCUCGCCGACCUGAAAGCCUGUCGACAAACGAAUAUUCCCAUCUAUUCCUUCACCGAGCAUCAACGGCUGGACGAGAAGAAAUAUCUGUAUGGGGCUGCUAUCAUAAUAGCGGAGGGUAUCAUGGCUCUUCACGAUCCGAAACUCAGAGCACUAUAUGACUUGAAAGUCUUCGUUCAGUGUGAUUCAGACUUAAUGCUCGCACGACGGAUACAGAGGGAUGUCAAGGAGCGUGGGCGAAGUGUCGAAGGCGUUCUUGAACAAUAUCUUCGUUUCGUCAAACCUGCUUUUGACAAUUUCGUUUUGCCAACCUCACGACAUGCUGAUAUUAUCGUCCCAGGUUCUGACAAUUCUGUUGCCAUUGAACUCAUAUCGACUCAUAUACGCCGGCAAAUGAACGAUCGUGCAAGGCAUUUCCGUAAGAACAUGGCAACAUCUAGCCUUAAUGGCUGCCUAUCCGAAAGCAACAUGCAGCAAUUGAAUUUGGUCACUCUUCCUCCGACUCCACAGCUUAAGGGCAUGUAUACAAUUUUGCGUGACGAAACGACGAGUCGCCAAGAUUUUAUAUUCUUUGUUGAUCGUCUAGCUACCUUCUUAAUCGAGAAGGCUAUGGAGCAUUUACCUUACCGUCCCAAGUUCGUUACGACGCCUACGGGGUCAGAGUCGUGUGGCAAAGAACUGGACACAAAAUAUAUUUGUGGGGUUUCUAUAAUACGAUCGGGCGGACCUCUAGAACGCGGAUUAGAGCGGGUCCUCAGUCACGCCCCAAUGGGCUCUCUCCUUGUGCAAUCAGACGCAAAAACAGGAGAGCCUCUUCUACUCCAUGUGAUGCUUCCAACCUGCAUCCGUGAACGCCAUAAAGCAGUCGAUACUUGGGUGUUUUUACUUGACGCACAGAUCGGUACAGGCGCUUCAGCAUUCAUGGCGAUCCGCACCCUUCUCGAUCAUGGCGUCCGACAAGACCGCAUCAUCUUUGUUACAUUCCUGGUAGCUAGGAGCGGCGGCUUGUCAGUUCUCACACGAGCUUUUCCUGAUGUUAAGAUAAUCUGCGGCGCUGUCGAUGACAGUUUGAGGGAAGCUUGGCUAGACAACUAUGAAGGGGAGGGACAUCAUGGAGGUGACGGUCGUAAGGUAUGGAUCAUGGAGCCUGGAAUGGGGCAAAUAGGGGAUCGCUACUACUUAUGACCUGUGUUUUCCUUAAAAUCUAGCAUUCUAUCAUUGGGAAUGUCCUCAUCGGACUGGUAGUUAUCUUUAGACUUGACAUUUAUAUUGCAUCAUGUCGUGUAGUAUAUAGGCAUCAUAGCUUCAUUAGGAUGGAAUGGACGCUCUUUGCUAGUUU
Serpula lacrymans var. lacrymans S7.9 is the source of this 1576-nucleotide messenger RNA. RefSeq lists its product as uncharacterized. Gene Ontology annotation, molecular function: kinase activity; ATP binding. Bases 1 to 1422 code for a protein of 473 amino acids. The transcript is spliced from 15 exons. The record is from RefSeq and is a predicted model, not a curated record. Gene Ontology annotation, cellular component: cytoplasm. Lineage: Eukaryota; Fungi; Basidiomycota; Agaricomycetes; Boletales; Serpulaceae.